UAUCACUCCAUUGUAUAUUCAUUGUUCUCUUCUUUGAUCAUGGCUGGAAAUGAUUUAAAAAUAUUAGGAGCAUGGCCUAGUCCAUAUGUCAUGAGGCCUCGUAUUGCUCUUAACAUAAAAUCUUUGGCCUAUGAUUUCUUGGAGGAACAAUUUGGUACUAAAAGUGAACUUCUACUUAAAUCAAAUCCAAUUUACAAGAAAAUUCCAGUUCUAAUUCAUGAUGGAAAUCCCAUUUGUGAAUCUCUAAUUAUUGUUCAAUAUAUUGAUGAAAAUUGGACUAAUUUUGGUCACUCUAUUCUUCCCUCUCAUCCUUAUGAACGUGCCAUUGCAAGAUUUUGGGCCACUUAUAUUGAUGAUAAGUGGUUUCCAGCACUGCGUGGUGUGGCAGCAGCACAAGAAGAAAACGCGAAAAAGGCAGCAACGGAGACUGUGAUCGAAGGCCUGGUGUUGUUGGAAGAUGUCUUCAAGAAUUGCAGCAAAGGCAAGAAUUUCUUUGGUGGAGACAAAAUUGGAUAUUUGGACAUUGCACUUGGAUGUUUCUUGGGUUGGCUAAAGGUGAACGAGAAAUUGAACAAUGUAAAGCUUCUUGAUGAAUCGAAAACUCCAUGUUUAUACAAAUGGGCUGAGGAUUUUUGUUCUGAUAGUGUUGUCAAAGAUGUCAUGCCUGAAACUGAUAAGCUUGCUCAGGCUGCUAAGGUCAUUUGGGCUAGAAUUAGAGCUCAAGCGUCUAGCUAAAUUCGUAUGUUAGUUCUUCUUCUUUUGAUCGUGAUGUGUUUAGACUAUGACGUCUUUGGUAGUUAUUUUCAAUGUACAUUUGGUCUUUUUGUAAGGCCUACAAAGUACCUUAAUAAGCUAUUCAGCAAAGAUCUACUAGUUACUA
Messenger RNA from Solanum dulcamara, 880 nucleotides. RefSeq names its product glutathione S-transferase U17-like. Gene Ontology annotation, molecular function: glutathione transferase activity. The coding region runs from base 40 to 735 and encodes 231 amino acids. Gene Ontology annotation, biological process: glutathione metabolic process. Gene Ontology annotation, cellular component: cytoplasm. The transcript has 2 exons. The record is from RefSeq and is a predicted model, not a curated record. NCBI's taxonomy places the organism in Eukaryota, Viridiplantae, Streptophyta, Magnoliopsida, Solanales, Solanaceae.